This is a messenger RNA of Hyla sarda, 6226 nucleotides long. RefSeq names its product general transcription factor IIIC subunit 1 (gene GTF3C1). Gene Ontology annotation, cellular component: transcription factor TFIIIC complex. Gene Ontology annotation, biological process: 5S class rRNA transcription by RNA polymerase III; transcription initiation at RNA polymerase III promoter. Lineage: Eukaryota; Metazoa; Chordata; Amphibia; Anura; Hylidae. Gene Ontology annotation, molecular function: DNA binding. Bases 142 to 6147 code for a protein of 2001 amino acids. The record is from RefSeq and is a predicted model, not a curated record. The transcript has 37 exons.
UGCGGCCUCUACUGACAUAACCGUGUCUAUCAGUUAGGCGAAUAGUUGACCAAUGAGAGGGGAAGCACAGGGGUUUCUUCAGCCGGCUGGAUAGUAGCUCAGGAGCCUCUCACAUGUAUCCUGCCGGUGACUGACAGAGCCAUGGAGGUGCUGGAGGCUGUGCUGGAUGAGGUGGCCCUGGAAGGCCUGGACGGGGUCACCAUCCCGGCUCUGUGGCUGCGGCUCCAGACUCGGGUUCCUCAUUUCCCCCUCUCACUUGAUGUUGCCACUAAGCAGUUAAUAUGGCAGUCACUUGUGCGGCAUCCUGAGCUGCAGUUCUUCGAGCUUCCCACAGAGAGGCGCCCUUUAGUGAUCAGUGACAGGUAUGAGGAGCAAGAUCUAGGUCCCCAUAGAGUUAAAGGAGGAUCAUCUUCUGAAGACAUAUAUCCAUUUCACAUUGUUGCUGACAAUAAACAUGGCCUUCAGGGCUCAUGCCAGUAUUUUAAGGAGCGAAUAUUAGUAACUGAACUUAUACAGGCUGAGUCUAUUACAUGUGAAGGAGCUAUGGACAGAUGGCGAGAAAAGCUUGUGAUUGUUGGCUCCCAGAUCCUACGCUAUCGGGCUCUGAUUGGAUGGGAUGGUGACCCUUCCUUAAAGCUGCCAGACUAUUCCUACUGUGUUCUUGAGAAAGUCGGAAGAUCACGAUGGCAAGGAGAAAUUCAGAAGGACCUGCAGGGUAUAUACAAAAUGGAUGCGAGAAAGAUCCAUUACCUUCGACGUGUGCUGGACAAGAAUGGCCUCAUCACAAUGCAGACCUAUGUAGUAAAGCUACCGAAUGGAACUCAGCAGCAUUCACUUCUUCUGUUGUUAAAGCGAUUUCAUGUAGACAGAAGGAACAAGUAUGAAUAUCUCUCAGAGAAAGUCUCCCAAAUGUUGAGCGAAUAUCCAAAUCAAAUGGAAACUUUGUUGAACCUUCGAGAAGAACUGGGUGUUCCUGAACGUCUUUUCAAGAGGCUGUAUCAUUAUAUGGCAAAUGCUGGAAUUGUAAAAAUUAUUUCUUUACCAUUACAUGAAGUUCAGCCACUUGCAGAACACCACAAAACUAAGAGAGGUACCGACGUAAUGGUUCGAUGUGUGAAGCUUAUCAAAGAAUAUAAGAAAAAAGAUGAAGAUGAUGAUGAUGACGAUGAAGAAGAUGUAAAAACCUCUCUUCCUGUAGAUAUUAUUUAUGAGAAGGAUAUGCUAACCCAAACCUAUGAACUUAUUGAAAAUCGAGGAACCAAAGGAAUUUCCCAAAGAGAGAUCAAGCUAGCAAUGAAUGUUGGGAAGCUGGAAGCCAGAAUGCUGUGUCGUUUACUCGAGAGAUACAUGCUUAUUAAGGGUUUCAUGGAGGAUGAAGGGCGUCAAAGGACAACAAAGUUUAUCUCUCAUGUAUUUGUUGAGGAAAGUGAGUUACGUAGACAGUUUCUGGAAGAAAAAGCAAAAAGUGAGAAACUGUCCAUGCUUAACUUGGCACCUGCUCAAAGUGUUGGAGAUGACAAAAAAGCAUCUCCGGAAAAUAAACCAUCUGAGGAACCCCAGACUUCAGACGAUGACCGGGAAGAAGUGAAAAGUAACAAACGGCCUAGAAUGGAAAGCAGUUCAUUUCUGGGUGGGUCUGCUACUACAAGCACUCCACUGCCUACCUCAAAAGGUUUGGCCAAAAUUCCUAUAAGAAGCAUUUCUUCCUUGGACAUAGAGAAAAUGUCGGUGUCUGAAAAUGAUUGUAGUCUAGACGGUUUCCAUUUAGAAUCCAAUCUGACAGCAUUCUCUGUACAGUCUGGUGAUGAGGAUGACGAUGAGGUCUCUGUGAUUGAAGAGGUCUUGGAUAAGGAAGGAAAAAAAGGGAAGAAAUCCUGUAAGCCUGGAACAUUAGAGAGAACCCGAGAAACCUAUCGCCUCUUGAAAAGAAGAAACAUAAUAGUGGAAACUGUGAAAAAUCUGAGAUUAGUGGAGAGCUUAUUCACUCUUCAGAAAAUGAUUGUGGAGCAGGAGAAACAAGAAGGCGUUUCUACGAAAUGCUGCAAAAAAUCCAUCCGAAGAUUGGUCCAGAGGCUUUCCCAAGAAGGACUUGUUAGACUGUACCAUACUGUGGUAGUGCAAGAUGGAGUAAGCAAAAAGGUGGAGUUUGUUGUGCAUCCGUCAAUCAAUCGGAAUGAUCCUUUAGUGAAGAGCGCCAUUGAGCAAAUUCGUUUUCGCAUUUCAAAUUCUACCUCAGGAAAUCGGACACGCUCACCUCAAGGACAGCCAGCAUCUGGCAAAGCAGACGCAGAUGAUCCAUCCAAAGAGAAGCAAAAAGAAAAACACAGUGCAUCUCAUAGUAACACUAUAGACAACCCACUGAAAGAAACUGAUCCUAUGGAGGUGACGCGUUUAAAAAAUUACCAUCCUGUCAUAGUACCUGGACUUGGGCGUACACUUGGAUAUCUUCCUAAAAUGCCACGCUUAAAAAUAACUCACAUGUUUUUGUGGUAUAUAGUAUACGGUCAUCCGUACCGCAAAACACAACAGCAGCAAAAUACAGAAAAUAACAAUACUCAGACUGAGACCACUACCGGAUGUGAGAAUACCAUGCCACCAGGCGACUGCCCUAUAGAUGCCACCUCAGAUCUGGAUCCUAAAACACAUCCAAAUAAAGCUGAUGAAAUGGUUCAGUACAUGCCAGACCAAGGAACAGAGCAAAGCACAGAAACAGUCUAUGUAGAUGAAGUGUCAUGGGUGAGGUGUGUUCCACCUGCUACAGUACACUCUGAAUUUGGACCAGGCUGGGUUCUUGUCAGUGAUAUCCUCCUCUGUCUACCACUCUCCAUCUUCAUUCAGAUAGUUCAAGUCAGCUACAAGGUUGAUGACAUUGAGGACUAUCUAAAUGAUCCGAUCAGAAAACACACAUUGAUCAGAUACCUGCCCCGAUCCAUACGACAACAGCUGCUCUAUAAAAGGAGAUAUGUCUUCUCAGUGUUUCAAGGGCUACAGAAAUUACAUUAUAUGGGUCUACUACAGUUUGGCCCAUCUGAAAAAUUUCAAGAAAAAGAUCAGGUAUUUGUGUUUGUGAAGAAAAAUGCAACCAUUGUUGAUACAACAGCUUGUGACCCUCACUACAAUAUAGCCCAAGCGAGUCAUCCUUUUGAGAAGCGCUCCUAUACUUUUAAAAGUUUCCAAAAUGUGGAGAAUUUCUGGUUUGAUUUGCAGUUUGUGUGUCUAAAUACACCCCUAGGUGUUGUUCGUUGUCCUCGACCAAAGAAAGCAAAUUCUCAAGAUGAAAGUGUGUUGGGACAAGAGAUGGAAACAGAGCAGGAAGAUAGGCAGAAUUUGGAGCGAAAAUGUAACUUCCUGGAAAGUAGUAUCCCGGGAAGCAGGGAAGUCGUGGAUGAUGGAACGAUUCCUGGAGAUGGACUAGGAGCAGGAGGCCUUGACUCAAGUUUUUACAGCCACCUAAAGAGGAAUUGGAUUUGGAUCAGCUAUAUUAUUAACAAUAGGAAGAAUUCAUCGACACAAGACGGUCUUACAAUGAGACUUCAGACUUUCUUGAACAAGCAUACGCUACCCCUAGGCUCAAGGAGUGACCAAAAGAAAGUCUUUGGAGAUAUAUCUAUGCCGGAGACUGGAGAACUUGUUCAGGUGGUAAAGGUGCCUACAGGGAAGCGAAACAAGCAAGUUCAAGGAGGGAAAUGCCAGAAGCGAAAAAGGCAGAAGAAAGUAAAUGAGAAAAAGCCAAAAACCAAGAAGAUGAAAAAGGAAACAAAGGAAGAAAAGAUUAAGAGAAACAGAUUCCAUGAUGAGGCUGAUCAAAGUGCACUCCAAAGAAUGACCCGUCUGCGAGUGGCCUGGACUUCACAAGAAGAUGGAUUACUGAUGCUAUGCCGUAUAGCCAGUAACAUUCUAAACAGAAAGGUGAACAGACCUUUUGUUCCCUGGCAAGUUGUUCGAGAUAUCAUGCAUGCCAGCAUGGAGGAGUCACUUGACAAAACCUCACACUCUAUUGGAAGAAGAGCUCGAUACAUCAUCAAAAACCCACAGACCUAUUUGAACUACAAAGUAUGCUUGGCGGAAGUCUACCAGGAUAAAGGACUUUGUGAAGAAUUUAUGAAUAGAAGAGAAAAUUAUGAGGAUCCUAAGGUUUGUGCUGCUGAGUUUAAAGAAUUUGUGGACAGGCUGAAGUUAAAAUUCAGCUCAGCCGUGGGUGACCCGACGUAUGAAAUUCCUGACUCUGUCAAUGAGCUGUUUAACAGGUUUCGUGUUUUGGCUGUUGGUGAUGAAUCAAGCCAAGAGAAAGACUUAAAAAUCAUCAACAGUGUGGAUGAUAUCCAGGUGAUAGUGUUACAGAACCUCAUUUUGAGCACGCUGGCUCUAUCUGAUAUGCAGAUGAAGUCCUGUAGAUCUCUACAGACAUUUCGGAUGUACAGACAGUAUCGUGACGACAUUCUAGGAAAGGCUUUUCAGGAAUUUCACAAGAAACGAUUGGUAAACCGUCGACGUGGAAAUCAUACAUUAGGACCAAAGAAAAACCGCGCUUUACCCUUUGUGCCAAUGUCCUACCAGUUAUCACAGGGUUACUACAGGCUUUUUACUUGGCGCUUUCCAUCUACAAUUUGUGCAGAAUCUUUCCAGUUUUUGGAAAAACUGACGUCUUAUGGAAAUGCGGAUCAAGCAGACCUAUUCUCUUUUGGUGACCAAAACAAUGAACCUACUACAGACAUGCUGGUGUUUCCUUUGGAUGGACCGGGUGGCGAGUGUGUGGCCAUGCUCUCUCUCUUGCUUCUGGGAUAUUUAUUUGUGAAUGUAAAAAUCCCUGACCAGAUUGUAGUAGUAGACAGCACUUUGGUUGACAAUGAAGUCAUAAAAAGCCUUGGAAAAGAUGGGCUAGAAGAUGAAGAUUUUGAUGAUGAAGAUGACGACGGUUUGGGAAACAAGCCGAAGAUAGAAGUAAAGGCGCGUCAGGCAUCUCAUACUAACUAUCUGCUGAUGAGAGGUUACUGCGCGCCUGGGAUAGUCAGCUCAAGGAAUCUGAACCCAAAUGACAAUGUGGUUGUCAACUCUUGUCAAGUUCGGCUGAAACUAAGGGCCACCCCUUUAUGUGGGAGGUUAAAAUGUCCUAGUUCCUUUAGUGAUUUUCUUGCGGCGAUGCCUUCCCUUCCUCCUCUGUUCACGGAACUUGUAAACACCAAAGAUCAGAACAUCAGCUCCUUCAUAAGCCAGUGUACAAGGAGCCGUGGCUAUACCUCAGAAGAUGUGGACUCUGUACUGGAAAUAUUUUCUGCUAUUGAAGCUGGAUCAUAUUUGGGGAUGAAAGUAUCAGAUCUUGGUGAAAGAUUUAUCAAAUAUGAAGAUGUAGAAAAUGGAAGGACGAAAUCUUUACAACAGUACAUGCAGGAUCUUCUAGCAUACAAACAAGUGCUACAGGUUGGAGGCGACUGUGUUAGACUGGUAGCCACAAGGCACGCCGAUCCUUGGGUUCUGCAUUCAUACAGCCCGAAAGAACAAGACAAAGCACUUCUAGGUAAAGACACUGACUGCUCAGAGAUGACACAGCAAACUUCCGAAGACCAGGCUGAUACUGACAUAAGUGUUACUGAGCCACCAAGAAAGAAAGCACUUCUUGAAAUUGUGGACUCUGAGAACUCAAAUGAUGCUGAAAAGACUGUGGUUCCUGUAGGACCAAGAGUAUCUGACCGUGACAACUCCACUCCAAAAAUGGAUACAGGAGAUUCUUUGGGGAUAUUAUAUGAGAGGGAUUCAGAGUGUUGUUUUCUUGGAAGACCAUGGAGGAUUGUGGAUAGCAGCUUGAAUAAACCCGUGUGUAAAGGAAUGCUGGAGGCGGUUUUAUACCAAGUAAUGACCAAACCAGGGAUUACACAGCAUAACCUGAUCAAACAUUACAAUGAUGUGCUCCAGCCUGUCAUUAUACUGGAGUUAUUGCAGGUCCUAGAGCAAAUAGGCUGCAUAAAAAAGAGCUACAUUGAAAAACCAACCAAAGCUUCUCUCUUUUCAAAGACUGAAAUCCCACAACUGUUCAAACACAGCAAAAUAUCAGAGGAUUUAAAUGUGUUUUAUGAACCUAGCAUAGACUGCACUCUGAGACUGGGUGGCAUCUUCCCUUCUGAAGUUAACUGGAAUAAAUGGGUUCUGUAAAGUUGUUGUUAUGUUACUUGUAUUUAUUAUAAAAUUAAUUUCUUAUGUGAUAUUUUGUAAUAAAUAUGUAUUACAUUUU